This is a messenger RNA of Phytophthora nicotianae INRA-310, 1963 nucleotides long. RefSeq lists its product as hypothetical. The record is from RefSeq and is a predicted model, not a curated record. NCBI's taxonomy places the organism in Eukaryota, Oomycota, Peronosporomycetes, Peronosporales, Peronosporaceae. The coding region runs from base 566 to 856 and encodes 96 amino acids. The transcript has a single exon.
ACGACUCGCAGAGAGACGGCAGUGGCGCCGCCACAGGCAGUGUUGGAAAAACUAGUGGUUGCAAAAACCAGAACAACCGAAGCACCUGUAGUUUUGGUUCUAACACCCGGUUUUUCAUGGUUCUUUGGUUUUUGUAAAGGUUGUGUGGUUGGCCGAUUGCAUUUUUGUGCUCAAAGAGGUAUCUGUUGCUCCACUCCGCGUCGUGUGGCACGUUCGAUGCCAACCAGCGGUACCGUGGGUCUUGUGACCAAGAGGAUGAACUUGCCUGUCUUGGAGUGGGCUUGGAUCAGAGGUUCUUCGACUACUCGACGCUAUCGAGGGCGUCGACUACAGGCAGAGGACAUCAACAUAGCUCCAGUAUCAAGGGGAACAGCUCUGGAGUAAGCAGUGUCAACAGUGCAGCCAACCAGAAGAUCCUAACGCAUCGGUUGUUAAAGUACCUCAUCGCCCAGUAUGAGCCGUUGGAUGUCUCACACAUGGAUGUUGAGCUCAGUAUGCUGCGCUUUGGGGAGCUACGGAGUGGCCAACACCUGGAUUAAACUUUAUCUACGUAUUCGGCGGAGAAAUGGGAGGAAACGUGCUGAAAUUCCCGUCUGAGGACACGAUCAAGCUAGCGCUAGCGGAUUUGUAUUACUCGCAGCGGGAAAUUUUGAAGGAGAUGAUGGUUGAUGUCGAAGUGAUGAGCUUGUCGCUGAACAAUUGGACGUCGGCUUUUGGACAGAAUGUACUCACUGCGAGUGGCCACUGGAUCUCCCGAGGCUUUCGACGUCGAGAUUGCGUGCUGGAAGUGUACGUGCUGCCUCUGGACGAGCGUGUUAACAUCAUUGCGCUGCUUCGGGACGUCAUGGAUAAAUGAGAAAUCCCAUCAGCUAAGGUGGCAGCGCUCACAAUGCCUCCACACACACCAACGACGACGCAAAAGCUUUCUGAUGGAAGUACAGCAAGAUGGGAGCUACGAUUAAUUGACAAAAUUGAAUGGAUAAAGUGAGAGCAUGUAGAGUUCGAGGGCGUCUUCUCGCAGCGUUCGUCAGUUGACAUGAUGGUCGGCAUUUACUGGCGGAGCCGAAAUGGUUGUGGACUUGCGAAGUGCCAUACUGUGCGUGCGGAAGAGAAUAUGUAACCUUAUUGAAAUUCGUCAAAGCAAUAACGAACCUACCUGGUUGAGCCAACGGUGUGUUGGGUAUCUUGGACAGCUCAGCUAUAGUUACCUUUUUCCCGCGCAAUCCUGGAAAACCCUGUUCCUGAAGAAAGAGUCUGUCGUUGUGUCUCGGAAAUGGACGUCGGUCUCGCUCUGGAAUCGGGUCGGAUGACUGGAUUUUGAUCGUCUCGAGGACUGCGGCAAAUUGCUUCUCUUCUGCUAAUGAUGCAUCUUUUGCAGUUAACGGAGAAUCUGCAUUGUCAGCGAUAGCGGUAUUAUCGAGGGUAAAGGGGGACCGUCGUCACCUUCGAGCUCGCAAAAAUACUGCCUGCCAGUACUCAAACGCAGUAUCAAUUCCAACGACGUUUUCACCUUCAACAUCCACCUCAGGCUCGAAACAUUCGAAGCGAUCAUCGCGAUAUCUAAGGCGUGUGCGCUCUGUGGGGUCGAUCAGUCGUGUAGUUUUGUUACUCUUCGCGACAUCUAGGCCGGCGUCGUACUCACGUACCUACUUCCGAACUAAAGCAAGCUUUCGUCCUUUAUCUGGUGACAUCCUGUUUCUUUUGGUCGUGUGAAUUAACGAUAGCUCGCUAAAGUAACGUUCGCAAGUUACCGUAUUUGCAGCAAUAGAUAGAACUACCAGAGCGAGGUCUGGCAACUUACUUCGUGGCGUCUCGGAGUGCAUACAGUUCCAGUAUGCGUCAAUUGAGCUGAAGUCAGCAAACGAUAGCCCUGUGGCAUCGUCAUUCACGAUCCAAUUGUGUAAAUUUUCAUAUAAGCCUGCCAUAUCCUUGCCAAUGCUGAAGCGCUUGAAGUAAUACAUCC